This is a messenger RNA of Drosophila erecta, 985 nucleotides long. RefSeq lists its product as uncharacterized. The transcript is spliced from 2 exons. The record is from RefSeq and is a predicted model, not a curated record. Lineage: Eukaryota; Metazoa; Arthropoda; Insecta; Diptera; Drosophilidae. The coding region runs from base 506 to 604 and encodes 32 amino acids.
AGUAAAAGAGCGAGCGAGAGCGGCUAAACAACCAAAAUAAAAUUACGUGAAAUUAUAAAUAAAAAAUACGGAAAUACACGUUCAGCAACCGACCAGCCAAGUACAACAAAGCAACGCUGUAAAAACUGACAACACAUUUUAGUUUAUUCCGCCUCGUGCCAUGUGAGCAACUUUAAAUUGAAAUCAAAUCGGAAUCAGUGUGCGGGUGCUAAUUAGCGGAAGACGGCAAUUUAUUGAACGCGAAAAAAUCCCCACAAUCUAACUUCCAUUUCGACACGAAACCAAACCGCCAAAUCAAAUCGCAGUCGAAUUCUGCAUCAAAUGAAUGUGCGAAAAGUGCAAUAAAUCAAUGGUUUUGGGAGAGUUAAAAGAAGAAGACGGAAGCAGUGCCCACCACAACAAAAGCAAAGAGCACCAUACCUAACGGGACAAUCAAAUCCAAAACUUAUCGCCACUACGAGACCAUCCUACUAGCUAUAGAUUCAGUUCAUACAUAUCUCGGAAAAUGGACGAGGUCUUCAGCCUGCACAUGGAGAAAUUGGACGUUUACGACGUUCUCCUUUUGGCCGGCAUUCUCUCCGUGAUAAUUCUGAUCUGUAUUUAGUUUAAAUUGGAUCGCAAUCGAACUAAAAUGCAGAAGAGAACACGAAAACAGCGAUGUAUUCGUCGAUUUGUUGUGAAAUUGAACGAUAGAACAGCUGUUCAUUUGCCAUCACAGUGCUGGAAAGUACGCUGCCUACACUGCCCAUCCAACAAACAGUUAGCGGUAUUAUUAAAUUAAAUGAAUUGCAUGUUGAAAAUCAAAAUUAAAAUUCAUCCAAAAUAAUAGCCAUGGAAUGCUAUGCAAAAACUGUCAACCAGACACUAUUUUUGGUUUGCUCAGACGUUCACUUUUUAAUUUCUCAACUGUUUAUACAAUUUAUUUGUAAAGACUGAUUGCUUGUACGUAGAUGUAGUUUAAUGCAAUAAAAUUAAAUGAAAUGUA